Penicillium vulpinum is the source of this 3483-nucleotide messenger RNA. Its product is annotated as carbamoyl-phosphate synthase (glutamine-hydrolyzing) CPA2. Bases 1 to 3483 code for a protein of 1160 amino acids. NCBI's taxonomy places the organism in Eukaryota, Fungi, Ascomycota, Eurotiomycetes, Eurotiales, Aspergillaceae. Gene Ontology annotation, cellular component: cytoplasm; cytosol. The transcript has 4 exons. Gene Ontology annotation, biological process: 'de novo' pyrimidine nucleobase biosynthetic process; UTP biosynthetic process; L-citrulline biosynthetic process. Gene Ontology annotation, molecular function: dihydroorotase activity; ATP binding; metal ion binding. The record is from RefSeq and is a predicted model, not a curated record.
AUGGUUCUUGCUGCUCGAUGUGGGCAGGCGGCCGCCCUGCUGCGCCAGCGCUGCAUCGCUGAAACCCGCCCGGCACUCUCUCUACGUGCAUUCUCAUCUCAGUCCGUUCGUUCGGCGACCUCGACUCUACGCCUACAGAAGAUCCCCACGGCUCGGUCUCAGCAGCUCCGUUCUCUCUCCAGCACUUUGAACCGCUUGAAUGCUCAGAAGCCCCCGGCCGCCGAGUCCUACCUCGCUAGCGGUGCCGUGGCGACUGGUAGCAAGCUUGUUGAUGUGAAGAAGGUCCUCGUCAUUGGUAGUGGUGGUCUAAGUAUUGGACAGGCCGGAGAAUUCGACUAUUCUGGUUCUCAAGCUCUCAAGGCCCUGAAGGAAGCUGGCGUCCACUCAAUCUUGAUCAACCCCAACAUCGCGACCAUCCAGACCGACCACAAACUUGCGGACGAAGUCUACUAUCUCCCCGUCACCCCUGAAUAUGUUACCCACGUCAUUGAGCGCGAGCGCCCCGAUGGUAUUCUCCUCACCUUCGGUGGUCAGACUGCCCUAAACUUGGGUGUGCAGAUGAACCGUAUGGGCACCUUUGAACGCUACGGUGUCAAGGUUCUCGGUACCCCUAUCAAGACCCUAGAGACCAGUGAGGACCGUGACCUCUUUGCCCAGGCCUUGAACGAGAUUGAUAUUCCUAUUGCCGAAUCGACCGCCGUCGAGACUGUCGAGGACGCUCUCAAGGCUGCCGAGGAGGUUGGCUACCCCAUCAUUGUCCGAUCUGCUUACGCCCUCGGUGGUCUGGGUUCUGGCUUCGCUUCCAACCCCGAUGAGCUCCGUGACUUGUCCUCCCGCUCUCUGUCUCUCUCUCCCCAGAUCCUGGUUGAGAAGUCCCUCAAGGGCUGGAAGGAGGUUGAGUACGAGGUUGUCCGUGACGCUGAUAACAACUGUAUUACCGUUUGCAACAUGGAGAACUUCGAUCCUCUCGGAAUUCACACCGGUGACAGUAUCGUUGUUGCCCCUAGUCAGACUCUGUCUGAUGAGGAGUAUCAUAUGCUCCGCACUGCUGCUAUCAAGAUUGUCCGUCACUUGGGCGUCGUUGGCGAGUGCAAUGUCCAGUACGCUCUGCAGCCCGAUGGACUCGACUACCGUGUUAUUGAGGUCAAUGCUCGUCUUUCGCGUUCGUCCGCUCUGGCUUCCAAGGCCACCGGCUACCCGCUUGCUUAUACCGCGGCUAAGAUUGGUUUGGGACACACUCUUCCCGAGCUCCCUAACGCCGUUACCAAGACCACUACCGCCAACUUUGAGCCCAGUCUGGACUACGUUGUCACUAAGAUUCCCCGCUGGGAUUUGAGCAAGUUCCAGCACGUCAACCGCGACAUUGGCUCUGCCAUGAAGUCGGUUGGUGAGGUUAUGGCUAUUGGCCGUACCUGGGAGGAGUCCCUGCAGAAGGCUAUCCGUCAGGUUGACCCUCAAUACCUUGGUCUCCAGGGUGAUAAGUUCGAUGACCUUGAUGAGACUCUCCGUAACCCUACUGAUCGCCGCUGGUUGGCCGUUGGCCAGGCUAUGCUCCACGAGAAUUACUCGGUUGAGAAGGUCCACGAGCUGACAAAGAUCGACAAGUGGUUCUUGUACAAGAUCCAGAACAUCGUGGAUUGCAACAACGAACUGAAGGAGAUCGGCAGCCUCUUCGGCCUUAAGCAGGAAAUCCUGAUGAAGGCCAAGAAGCUCGGUUUCUCUGAUAAGCAGAUCUCUCUCCUUGUCGGAGCCACCGAGGAUGAUGUCCGUGCCCGCCGUAAGUCUUUCGGUAUCACCCCUUGGGUUAAGAAGAUCGAUACCCUUGCUGCCGAGUUCCCUGCCGAUACCAACUACCUCUACACCACCUACAACGCUUCUUCCCACGACGUUACCUUCGAUGACCACGGAACUAUCAUUCUGGGUAGCGGUGUGUACCGUAUUGGUAGCUCCGUCGAGUUCGAUUGGUGCGCUGUUAACGCCACUCUCUCCCUCCGCGAGAUGGGCAAGAAGACUGUUAUGAUCAACUACAACCCCGAGACCUACUCUACUGACUUCGAUACCGCUGACAAGCUGUACUUCGAGGAGCUCAGCUACGAGCGUGUCAUGGAUAUUUACGAGCUCGAGUCCGCUAGCGGUGUUGUUGUCUCUGUCGGUGGUCAGCUGCCUCAGAACAUUGCCCUCCGCCUGCAAGAGUCCGGUGGUGCUACUAUUCUGGGCACUAAUCCUCUGGAUAUUGACAAGGCCGAGGAUCGUCACAAGUUCUCUUCGAUUCUCGACAGCAUUGGUGUCGACCAGCCCGCCUGGAAGGAACUGACCUCUGUCGCUGAUGCCGAGGCCUUCGCCGACACUGUUGGUUACCCCGUUCUGGUUCGUCCCAGUUACGUCCUGUCCGGUGCCGCUAUGAACGUCAUCUACGGCGUGGAUGAGCUCAAGGAGAAGCUCCUGAACGCCGCUGCCGUUUCCCCUGAUCACCCCGUUGUCAUCACCAAGUUCAUUGAGGGUGCCGAGGAGAUCGAUGUGGAUGCUGUCGCUUCCAACGGUAAGCUGCUUGUUCACGCUGUCUCUGAGCACGUCGAGCCUGCUGGUGUUCACUCCGGUGAUGCCACCCUUGAGCCCAUCAUGGCCCGCGUCAAGGAGAUCGCCGAGAAGGUCGCCAAGGCCUGGAACAUCACUGGCCCCUUCAACAUGCAGAUCAUCAAGGCCGAUCAGGAGGGUGCCGAGCCCGCUCUCAAGGUUAUUGAGUGCAACCUGCGCGCCUCCCGCUCCUUCCCCUUCGUCAGCAAGGUCCUGGGUACCAACUUCAUCGACGUCGCCACCAAGGCUCUCGUCGGCCGUGAUGUCCCUGAGCCCGUUGAUCUCAUGAAGGUGAAGCGUGACUACCUCGCCACCAAGGUUCCCCAGUUCUCUUGGACCCGUCUGGCUGGUGCUGACCCCUUCCUGGGUGUUGAGAUGUCCUCCACCGGUGAAAUUGCUUGCUUCGGUAAGGAUCUGAUCGAGGCCUACUGGGCUUCCCUCCAGUCCACCAUGAACUUCCGCAUGCCCGAGCCCGGUGAGGGUAUCUUGCUCGGCGGUGAUAUCACUCAGCCCUACCUGACCAACAUUGUCGAGUACCUGAAUCCUCUUGGCUACAAGUUCUUCGCUGUUAACUCCGAGGUCAAGGCUCACAUCGAGUCCACCACCAAGGACAAUGUCUCCGUGCAGCUGAUUGAGUUCCCCAAGAAGGACAAGCGUGCUCUCCGCGAGGUGUUCCAGAAGUACGACAUCCGUGGCUGCUUCAACCUUGCCAAGACCCGUGGCAAGACCCAGCUUGAUGAUGACUAUGUCAUGCGUCGCAACGCUGUCGAUUUCAACGUUCCCCUCUUCAUGGAGGCUAAGACUGCCCAGCUCUUCGCUCAGUGCAUGAGUGAGAAGCUCCCCCGUACCGAGGAAAUUCCUUCCGAGGUCCGCACCUGGUCCAACUUCGUCGGCGGCAAGGCGCUGUAA